Messenger RNA from Symbiodinium sp. CCMP2592, 822 nucleotides. The record is from the annotation of a GenBank genome assembly. NCBI's taxonomy places the organism in Eukaryota, Dinophyceae, Suessiales, Symbiodiniaceae.
AUGCCAUGCCAACCACGGGGCGAGGCGCGUGCACUGCUCCACGGCAUGCAGGCAGUGAACGGCGACUGCGUCCGACCAUCCGAACUGCCCACAGCUGUCCUUGUCGAGUUGCGGUCCCUGCUCCGUGCGGAACAGAAGGUGGUUUCGUCAAGCGAUGCUGAAGUGGUCAAGCGCUCCGUGGACCGUUGCAUCUCUGUGAAACAGGGUUGCUGUGUGGUGAAAGUCACCUGGUCUGGCCUCGACGUGAUCGCGAGCAGCACCAAGUCGCUGCAGCAGGCGUUGAGGUGGCGCGCUGCUCUCACGGUGCUUCGGAAUAGAGCCAAGGCGCGCAUGAGCCUGGGAGGUUGCAGGCACACUCUGAUUGAGGACGAGGUCCUCACCAUGUUGAAAGCGGAUCCCGACCUCAACGUUGGCUUCAGUGGUGCCGUGAACGGGACUUCGAAGCGCACGCCGAAGACGCAGAACUGGCAGCUAGCUCUCACCCUUCAGGAACAGCUUCUUCAGGUGGUGAACGGAGGCGGAAAUAUUGAGAGAAAGGUCGACAAAUUCAUGGAAAAGGCGAAGAAGACAGUUGAGGCAGACAAGAAGAAGUAUAAGACCCUGGCCGCCCAGCAGAUCCGGGAAAUCGACGAGGAGUUGAUGCGACGGCAGGAGCAGAUGGUCCCUCAUCAAUCCCUGGCCGAGGCGCUUUCCUUGACGGAUGAGAAGGAGCUGGAGGAUGCGGUCAAAACGCUUCAGGAGCUUGCACCGGCGGAGCUCCGGCGGAGACGCACCAUCUUGUUCUCGCCCGCGAACUUGGUCGAUGGUUGGGAGCUACUCUGA